AUUAAUCAGAUUGCAUUUCCUUUGACACUAAUCCACAUUUCGUUUGGUUGCUCCUUAAUUAUUAAAAUAAUUAAAGUUUCCUAGAAAAAUGGCAUAUCAAAGUUUUCGACCGUCUGCCCCCAUCAUUUACGACGUUGGUAUCAUCGGGGCCGGCGUGAUGGGUUCCGCCACGGCGUAUUUUCUCGCCAAAAAUAAUCCCGACUUGAAAAUCCUACUUCUCGAACAGUUUGACCUUUUGCAUCGAAAAGGGUCAUCUCACGGGGACUCGAGAAUUACCAGGAUGACUUAUCCGCAAGAGAAUUACACCCAGCUCAUGAUAACGAGGGCUUAUCCGCUCUGGGAUGAGGUCGAGAAGGAGGCAAAGACCAGGAUUUUCACAAAGACGGGCGGAUUGGAUUUUAGUCGUGAAAAUAAUGUGGAAAUGAGACGGUUGAUAAGCGUGGCACGAAAGUAUGGCGUUGGAAUCGAAGUUCUCAGCCCGUCUGAUGUGAGGCAUCGUUUUCCCUUGAUUACCAUUCCUGACGGUUGGAUUGCGGUGUACAGUCCGAGUUCUGGCAUCUUAAAUGCGAACAAAGCAGUGUCCGUGUUCCAAUCGCUGUCCGCCAAGAGAGGCGUUACUCUUCGGGACAAUGUUAAAGUCGUGAAAGUCAAAUGGGACCAGUUUUGCUAUGAAGUGGCGACAGAGAAGGGGGAGAUUUUUAUGGCAAGGAAGAUAAUCUUCACGGCGGGGCCAUGGACUCGGAAAUUGCUCCAGAAACAAUUCGGACCUAGGAACGAUCUCCCUUUACAAGUCCAACAGACAACGAUCGCUUAUUGGAAAGUGGACCCUGCACUAAUUUCUGCUUAUCACUCGUCUUCCUUCCCAGUUUUCAUUAAUUAUGAAGACCCAUUCCUUUACGGUACACCCGCCCACGAGUUCCCCGGUCUGAUAAAAUGCGCUCUCCACAAUGGGAAAGAGGUCGACCCUGACACGCGAGACUUUGAACCCGAUGUGACCGGUUUGACGGAAGGUGUGGCCCCAUUCCUGCAAAAUUUCUUCACUCGCGUGGACCCAGUUCCUGUGAGGACGGAGAGUUGUAUGUACACCGUGUCACCAGAUCAGGAUUUUGUCAUUGAUGAGCUCCCAGGUCACGAUGGUCGUCUCUUUAUCGGGUGUGGAUUCAGCGGUCAUGGUUUUAAACUGGCUCCCGUCGUGGGGUCACUUCUGGCAGAAAUGGUGACGAAAGGGGUGGGAAAAUUGUCCCCAUCUUCCACCCGAGCCGCAAAACAUUUCACCAUCCAAAGGCUCAAAAAGUCGUCCAACCUUUAAUUAAUUUAUCAAAAUUGUGACAAUAAUAUUUAAAACUAAUAAUAAAGAAUUAAUAACAAUAUGUUUUA
Molecule: messenger RNA, 1377 nt
Organism: Folsomia candida
Lineage: Eukaryota; Metazoa; Arthropoda; Collembola; Entomobryomorpha; Isotomidae
Product: probable sarcosine oxidase
Exons: 6
Coding region: 89-1309 (406 amino acids)
Molecular function (GO): flavin adenine dinucleotide binding; sarcosine oxidase activity
Source: RefSeq, a predicted model, not a curated record